GCCUGCCCCCCAUGUGCCGGGCGAGCCCACCCGGCCACCUCGCCCGCCCAGCUGUGUCCAGCAGGGUGGGCAUGGAAGAGGGGCAGACCGUGGUGUAGAGUGAGGUGGCGUGGGCGCAGAGCAGCCUGGGGAGGAGAGCCCGGGGUGGGAAAGGCCCUCGGCCAGUGGCCGCACUGCCCAGCCAGGGACACCCCGCCUGAUGUCCUCAGGGUCCUGAGCCCCCACUCCCAGGGCUGUGCUCCCUUCUGGACCCUGAGGGCGGGGGCAUUGCUCCCACCCCAGGUGAAGGGCUGGGGGCAGGUGGAGCUCCUGGAAUCUGCCAGGUUCCUGGGCCACAUCCAGCAGCCGCCUUUGGAGUGACCCCGCCUCCCGGGCCCUUCCCUCGGGGGCUCAUCCAGACAGCACAGCGAUUCGCACCUCACAUGUGUCUGUGGCUUCCCCUCAACCCCAACUGCUCAGAGGGAUGGAGGGUCAGGAGGAGGGGGCAGGAAGGGUCCUCCUUCAGACCAGCGCCUGGACCCCCGCCACCCGCAGGCCUGCCGUGCUGCUCUCCUGGGCCAGCAGCCCCAGGACCAUGGACAACAGAACCUGCGGCCAGGAGAAGCCUGGCAGCGCCCAGGUCCUCUACACCUACACGGGCGCGCUCCUCGUGCUGGGCCUGCUGCUCAACGGCUGGGCACUCUGGGUGCUGUGCCACCGCCUGCAGCGGUGGACGGAGACCCGCAUCUACAUGGCCAACCUGGCCGUGGCCGACCUCUGCCUGCUCUGCGCCCUGCCCUUCUUCCUGCACUCCCUGAAGAGGAAGAGCCCCACGGACACGCUGCUCUGCCAGCUCUCCCAGGGCGUCUACCUGGUCAACAGGUACAUGAGCAUCAGCCUGGUGAUGGCCAUCGCCCUGGACCGCUAUGUGGCCGUGCGGCACCCGCUGCGCGCCCGUGCGCUCCGCUCCCCGCGGCGGGCCGUGGCCGUGUGCGCGGCACUCUGGGCGCUGGUGGUCAGCUCCCUGGUGCUUCGCUGGUUCCUGGGGAGGCAGGAGGGCGGCUUCUGCUUCUCCAACAGCUCCCGGCAGAGCUCCUACACCACCAUCUUCUCGCUGCUGGGCUUCUACCUGCCACUGGCCGUGCUGGUCUUCUGCUCCCUGCAGGUGGUGGCCACCCUGGCCCCGAAGCCAGCGGCUGACACAGGCCAGGUGGAGUCCACCCAGAAGGCCGCCCGCAUGGUCUGGGCGAACCUGGUGGUGUUCGUGGUCUGCUUCCUGCCCUUUCACGUGGUGCUGACCGUGCAGGUGGCCACGGGCCUGCACUCCUGCGCCCUCCACCUCGCCCUUGACGUCACUAGCAAACUCUCGAAUGCCAACUGCUGCCUGGACGCUGUCUGCUACUACUACAUGGCCAAGGAGUUCCAGGAGGCGUCUGCGCUGGCCGUGCCCCCCAGUGCCAAGGCCCAUAAGAGCCAGGAUUCUCUGUGUGUGACCCUGGCCUAGGAGAGGAGCCACGGGCUCCCGGGAAGUGCUGCCCACCGGGGGAGCCUGUGGCCAGCAACAAGGAGCCCCGGGAUCAGCCCUGACCUCACUGUGGGCUGUGGGCACUCUCAGGAGUCCCAUGUGGUCAGGACAAUCCAGGCGUGGAGCUUGGGGAGGUGACACCCCCACCCCUGGGGUAGAGAAGGGACAGCGAUAAGGGCAGGAGGACUGGGGCCUGAGCACGGCCAACCCUAGGGACCCCUGGACGGGGCUGCACACCUGUUGUGCCUAGAACUGGGUUCACCUGCGGCACAGGGGCGGGUGCCUGCUGGGGGCCGUGAGACCCACAGGGCCAGAAUAAAGCUCUUCUCCUGGGCUGUGUGCAGGCCACUCA
This is a messenger RNA of Camelus dromedarius (Arabian camel), 1856 nucleotides long. RefSeq names its product G protein-coupled receptor 35 (gene GPR35). Gene Ontology annotation, molecular function: G protein-coupled receptor activity. NCBI's taxonomy places the organism in Eukaryota, Metazoa, Chordata, Mammalia, Artiodactyla, Camelidae. The record is from RefSeq and is a predicted model, not a curated record. Bases 464 to 1483 code for a protein of 339 amino acids. Gene Ontology annotation, biological process: positive regulation of Rho protein signal transduction; phospholipase C-activating G protein-coupled receptor signaling pathway. The transcript is spliced from 2 exons. Gene Ontology annotation, cellular component: plasma membrane.